Molecule: messenger RNA, 702 nt
Organism: Mucor velutinosus
Lineage: Eukaryota; Fungi; Mucoromycota; Mucoromycetes; Mucorales; Mucoraceae
Exons: 1
Coding region: 1-702 (233 amino acids)
Source: RefSeq, a predicted model, not a curated record
AUGGUUGUGCAGGAAGUUUGGGUCGUGAGACACGGGUAUCGCGAAGACUGGGUGAAUGACACGCCUUUUCUCCCAACAAAUCUGCGCAAUGAUCCUCCUCUCUCAGAACUGGGAAGAAAGCAAUCCCGAGAAGUCGCAAAGUACCUCAAAGACAAAUCCAUUAACCGCAUCUACUCAUCUCCCAUGUAUCGUGUCUUGGAAACAGUGUAUCCGCUAGUGGAAGAAUGCGAUAUACCUCUUUUUGUGGACUACAGUAUGGCUGAAUUCUACGGUAUUGCUCAUGGAUCCUAUCUCCCUGUGGCGCCCUUGACAGAAUUGAAGCAAUUCUUUCCCAAAUUGAACAUUACGGAUCACGAAUCCAGUAUCCCUUUGCCCAGUGGUGUCGAAACUGUCCAUGAAUGCCACCUGCGUGUCAAGAGGGGCCUGGAUAAGCUCGUGGCAGAUCUGGAUGCUGAAUCAAAUCCCCCUCACACAAUUUUACUAUCAGGCCAUGCAGCAUCCGCCAUUGCUGCUGUCAGAGCAUUGCUACGAGACUCCAACUACGCCGUGCGUUGUGGCACCUGCUCUCUGUCUCGUCUGGUGCGUCAGCAAGAUGGUACCUGGUCUCUAGUCGAAAACGGCAGUUGUGCCCAUCUCAGUGAUGGCGAACAGCGAUCUUGGAUGUUUGCUGGAGAUAUCCCUGACUACAACUAUGGCAAAUAA